AUGGCACCACUGACAGAGCAUCAUCACCGGAACACCACCAAGAUUUCCCACAAACCAUUCAAGUCGCGGCAUGCCACCAAGAGCCUGAUUCGAGAUUUGGCCAAAGGGAAAGUUGAGGGCACGGAGGCAAAGCCCAACAGGAAGACACCUCAUCAGCAAAUCAUGUCCAAAUUUGACAGGAAGAACCAAGCCCGCCAAAUAAGGCAGACAAAGCACCAACAAAAUGUCAAGUCCUCGAGUGUCUUUGCUGGACAGAAUGGGGCACCAAGGGUCAUCGCGGUUGUACCCUUGUGUGAAGAUAUGAAAGCAGUAGCUGCAAUACAUAAAUUAAAUCAAGCGGUGGAUGCAGAGUCCCUCUGGCCGCUGGAAGGGCAUAUGAGAGUCCGAGUGGAUCGUUUCAAGCAGAAUCUGGUAUACGUGCCGGUUGAACGAGACCUCAUGACUGCUCUUGAUGCAUGCCGGUUGGCAGACUUUGUAAUCUUCCUAUUAUCACCUACAGAGGAGCCUGGGGAGGAGGGAGAGCUACUGCUCAAAAUGAUUGAAGGCCAAGGCGUGUCAAAUGUGCUUACGGUGGUGCAGAAUCUUGACACCGUCGAACCAGCCAGAAGGCGGCCGCAAGUUGUUACCUCUUUGAAGUCCUACAUUACCCAUUUCUUCCCAAACCAGGAGAAGGUUCUGUCACUGGAUGCGGAAAGCGAGUGCUCUAAUGUUAUCCGCUCUCUGUGCACUACGACACCAAAAGGAGUCAAAUGGCGAGAAGACAGAAGCUGGAUGCUGGUGGAGAAUGUGCAAUGGCCAAGCAACCUCGUUGAAGCUAGUACUGAAGGUGAAGUAGUCGUUACGGGAGUUGUACGUGGAAAGGGACUCAAAGCCAAUAGGCUUGUACAAGUAGGCGAUUGGGGCCAUUUUCAGAUCGAGAAGAUCACAGAUGCAACACUCCCUAUAUCAAAAAAACGAAAAGCUGACGAAAUGGCGAUUGACGAGGCAAAGAACGAUGAGGUUCUUGAGGCGCCAGACGCAGAACAGGAGGACCUUGCAGAGCUUGCACCUUAUGAGGCUACUAUGAAAGAUGUCGAUGCUCUUUCGGCUUCAGAAGCGCCUACUGAGAAACGAGGAGUCCUUCUUGAUGAUCAUCAUUACUUCUCAGAUGACGAGACACAUUUGCCGGAUGCACCCAAGCGUUUACCCAAAGGCACUUCGUCUUACCAAUCGGCGUGGUUUCUAGGUGACAUGUCUGAUUCUGGCUCAGACUUUGAGGAUGCAGUAGACGAUGAAGGUGAUUUGGAUAUGGAAGCAGCAGCGUUACCUCAGGACGGGCUUGAAGGGUUCGACAAAGCCACACCCAAAGAGCCUACCGAAGCAACACCCUCUGAAUACCCCCAAUCCGAGAUGUUUCUGGAUCCGUCACCAGAUGACGAAGCUGCUCAAUUGGCAGAGUACAGAGCUCAGCGAAAGAUCGAAGCCAACGAAGAUCUCGAAUUCCCAGAUGAGAUCGAGCUUCAUCCUAAUGUGCUCGCUCGAGAACGACUUGCACGGUACAGAGGCCUGAAAAGCUUGAGAACGAGCCAUUGGGAGACGAGCGAAGACCGAGCACAUGAGCCUGAGGAGUGGAACAGAUUACUUCAAGUGCCUGACUACAAGAGAGCGAAGAAGCAAGUCGACAAUGACUCUCUAGUGGGCGGUGUACAGCCUGGCAGACGGGUUCACGUACAUUUGCGCAACGCGCCCCUCGUUCUCCAGCAAACACACAAUCCUACACGGCCGUUGGCUCUCUACUCGUUUCUGCAGCACGAGCAGAAACGAACAGUGGUCAACUACAGCGUCACACUGAGCUCUGACCAUCCUAGCCCGCUGCGAUCGAAAGACCAGUUGAUCCUGCAGUGCGGCUCUCGUCGGUUUUUCAUCAAUCCAAUGUACUCUCAAUCUGGUAAUACCCCCAACAAUGUUCACAAGUUCCUGCGCUACCUCCACCCUGGCCAGACCGCCAUCGCAUCCUUCAUCGCACCGAUCACCUGGGGUUCUGUUCCUGCGCUUUUCUUCCAACCAUCGGUUUCCAUACCUGGCACACCUCUUGGCUUGGUAGCAACGGGCACCUCGCUCCCUGCCUCCACUUCGCGUGUCAUUGCCAAGCGUGUCAUAUUGACUGGGCACCCGUACAAGAUUCACAAGAAGCUUGUCACUGUUCGGUACAUGUUCUUCAACAAAGAAGACGUACAGUGGUUCAAGGCUCUGCAGCUGUGGACGAAGCGAGGGAGGAGUGGCUUCAUCAAGGAAAGUCUCGGAACUCAUGGGUAUUUCAAGGCUACCUUCGAUGGUAAGAUCAAUCCCCAGGACGCAGUAGGUGUAAGUCUGUACAAGAGGGUAUGGCCUAGAGAGGCUAGGCCGUGGACUGAGGCGGAGACAAGCAGUGGGUCUCAAGAAGAGGAAAUGCCUCCGAACUCACAGCGCUCGUCAACCAGCACAACGACCGUACCUUCAACCGCAAAAACUUCCCCCCAGAAGCCACCCAGCACACCACCAACGCCAUUCCUGCGCUCGAGAUCAGAAGUCCGCUUCGCUGUGGACUCCGACUUCCCCGUCGACUCUGAAGGCGAAAAGCGCGUCCAGCCUCUACCACCAUCGAUCGCACAGCCCAGCCCGUCUCCAAACAACGUCCACUUCUCGCCCAACCCGAAACACUGCUACCGCGCCGUCGACACCCCACAGCCCCCCAACCCUUCAAACAUCCGCUUCGCGCCCGAUCCGAACGACUGCUACCGCCUCGCCCCGCGCCAAUUCCGGCUCCCCACCCACCCGAACGAGCGCGAGGACGGAGCGUCUAUUCCACUGAGGGGACAGUACGUCACCGUCUUGACCGAUGACCCCGACGAUGGAGAUCUGAUCGACGACCCACCGCCCGGAUUCGACGCUGAUACAGCGACCGCGAUGCGUCAGUUUGCAUGGGCGUACGUGAAGGGGUUGGGAGGGCUGGUGAUGGGUGUGGUGGAUGGGUUGGCGAGGGGGACGGGAGGAGAUGGGGCCCGGGCGACGUAUUUGACCUACGGUGCUGUCGCGUACGAGGGGCGCGGAAGGUGA
This is a messenger RNA of Letharia lupina, 3075 nucleotides long. RefSeq lists its product as uncharacterized. Gene Ontology annotation, molecular function: GTPase activity; GTP binding; U3 snoRNA binding. The coding region runs from base 1 to 3075 and encodes 1024 amino acids. Gene Ontology annotation, biological process: ribosome biogenesis; maturation of SSU-rRNA from tricistronic rRNA transcript (SSU-rRNA, 5.8S rRNA, LSU-rRNA); endonucleolytic cleavage of tricistronic rRNA transcript (SSU-rRNA, 5.8S rRNA, LSU-rRNA). Gene Ontology annotation, cellular component: nucleus; preribosome, small subunit precursor. Lineage: Eukaryota; Fungi; Ascomycota; Lecanoromycetes; Lecanorales; Parmeliaceae. The transcript has 2 exons. The record is from RefSeq and is a predicted model, not a curated record.